AUGAUCAGCUUGGGAAGUGAACGAAACAAGGCCAGCUUGGGAACUGCGACAAGUGCGAUAAAUCCGAGAAGAUCUAUAAGUGAAACCCCCGGGGGAGAAUAUUCGUCAAGUAUUAGCAGAGUUUUUAACAAAAUAAAUGAAAAGUUAAAAGGAAAGAUCGAGAAGAGAGAGAAAGUAAUGGUACAAAUGUUGAGAAUGGACAAAUGGGAAAAUAACCCAUGCGAAAGUAACCCACGUGGAAAUAAAGUUGAUACCAUUUGUAAGCAAUUCGAAAGUGUGAUAAACAAAAUGGAAAUGAGCAAAAUGCUUGGACGAGACCUAUCAUACUGUAUGAACAUUCUUUCAAAAAUUGAUUAUUUCAAGGGACAUUCAUUUUGGACAAAGGCAUGCAAUAAAUUAGUAAAAGGAAACAUGAUUCAUAAGAUAAAUAUGCAAAGUUACUUCAUAAUUGCAAAUUCGCUGAGUAAGGUCGAUACAAUAUUUUUCUCUCAUAGGAGAAGGAAACAGGAAGAAGUUGAACAAAAAGAAAUGGCACUGGAAGAGGAGCUGGAACAGCUAGCUGCAUCUGUAGAGGGAAAAAAUUGGGCAGAACGAACCUCACCAGUGGAAAUACGUACAUUCGAAUUUUUACCGAUAUCUGGAGAAAAAGUAGCCGAUUUGAAUCUCGUGAAUAAAUUUGAAGCGAUAUCCUUUGGUGGUAUUGUCAAGAUAGAAAGGGGAAAAUGUCAAAAGAAAAAGCACAAAAUAUACGACGAAAUUGCAUUUAGAUUUCUUAUCGAUUUGCAGAAGAUGGAUCUUGAUUGCAUAAGUUGUGUUUUGAAUUUAUUUGCUAAAUUGAACAUGAAUAGUUACAACUUCUUGGGUUACUAUUUUGCAGAUUACAUUCUUCUCUCAAAGUUUAGAGUGACUAGUGCAAAGGAGUGGCCAAUUAAUCAAUCCAAAGAGUGCACGAUGAAUCAUUCGAUGGAUUACUUCUCCAAUGAUGUGACAGAUUCAAUGUCAAAAAUAAACAACUCCACGCAGAAAGAGAAUUUAAAAAGUGUCCAAUAUGAGGAAAGAACAAACUUCUUGGAAUUGAACAGAUAUAACAUCUCCAAGCUGGUUAUAAUCCUACACUCAUUAGCGAAAUUGGGGGUGAUACACAUUGAGUUUUUUACUCUGUGUUGUGAUUCUUUAGAAAAACAUUUGAAUUAUCUGAAUAAUUUAGAUAUUUGUAACAUCUUGUAUGCAUUUUCUAAAAUUAUGCAUUUGUGUAAGGGAAGGAAGAAGUAUACUAGUAUGAACAUGUUAAGAAGAAUCCAAAAUGAAAACUUCCAAUCCUAUGUGAAUACCGUUUUAAAGUAUACCCUCUUGUAUGAAAGUCAUUACAGAAACAGAAACGAGUUGCAAUGUGUAUACGGUCCCUUUUUAUGUAAAAACCACGUUUUAACUAAAAAUGUAGAAGAGAAAAUGAAAAAGUUAUGUGAGAAUAUGGAAAGAGAUAUGAAUAAAUUAAUUUUGAAGAUUACAAAAUUUGCGAAAAAGGAACAUGUUCUUGAUAAGUUCAGUGCGUUACAAAUUUCUUCUCUAGCCCUUUCGAUAGGAAAGUUGAAGUUAAGUUCGUAUGACAUUUUUUAUGCAUUCAAUCGAAAGGUACAUUAUUUAUGGAAAUAUUUUUCUCUACACAGCAUAGCAGAUUUCCUUUUCGGGAUAAAUGAAAAGAAUAUUUUCGAUGAACGGGUAACCCUAUUAUUGUGUUACCAAUUGAUGAAGGUAAUUUAUGUCAUGUAUAAAAAUUUUUUUUACCAAAAAAAAAGUUUUAUUUUAAGAAAUCACCUGAACAUGGUCAGGCAAAAUAGAGAAUAUAUUUACAUUUUUGAAAAAUCCUCAAAAAAGGUGCAAUUUUUAAGUGAGAAGGAUUGUUCAUUGAUGGUUCGAAUAUUUCAAUCAUUGGCAAAAUCACAGAUAUUCGUUAGGACAGAUCCAUCUAUUUUGAGUAUCCAAUUGUGUGAAAAUUUUCCGUAUGAUAUUUGUUCUAUGGGUUUGGUAAAAGCAUCAAAGAGUGCUGAAGAUGAAAGUUGCGAUACUACGGGAUGCACUUAUGAGACAGACCAAUUUAUUAGUGAACCCAGUAUGAAUUCUAAAACGGGUACCCCUUUCUAUUCAGCAGAUGUGGGAAAAGUAGACCAUUUGCAUGAGAAAAAAAACUCAUGGAGAGAACUGAAUUCAUAUCCAAAUGGGAGGAAUCCAUCUUUUAGCACCUUUGAAAAAUAUGCAAAUUUAAUUAAGGUGCACACAUUGCGAACCUUCUGUUUGACCUUUCAUCAGCAUUUCGAUUUACUGUGCUUCGAAAGCAAGUGCAUGAUAUGCUACUUUUCUUUACACAUACCCGAUUUGAUGUCCCCCAUGAUGAGAAGUUACAAAAAAUUGGGCUAUCUCUACAACAUGUUCGAUUCAGAAAUGGAUGAGAAAAGGAUAUUUCCCAAUGAUGAAACAUUUCGCCUGACUUGUACAGGUAAAAUGAACAGGACAAAUUAUCUCAGGGCAAAAGUAGGAUCCAAUAUAUACAAAACGUUUUCCACAAGGUUGCUCUUUCACAUUUUAGAAGUUAUGAACCCAGAGUCUCUCAGUGAAGUUACAAUUCGUCAGAUAUUCAUUUCCAUUUUGUGCAUCCAUCUUAACAUAAUGGAGUGGUGCCCCCGGCGAGUUGAAGAAGCAAUAUCUGGUGAAAUCAGUUCCGGAGAAAUGAGUUGGAAAAACUUUAGUACUGCUCCGAAUUUGGCCUGUGAAGGUCCCCACAGUGGUAGCCCAACGAGGGGAGACAUAUCCAUUUCUACCAAUUUUCAGGCAGAGGGGAAUAAAUUUUUGAAGGAAAAUGCAUGUAUUUCACACAAACUGAUUUCUCCAUCGUCUGCAGGAACACACAUCGAGGUGCAUAGCAGCUUGAGGAAUUUAAUCGAAAUCCUGAAUGGGUCGCGGGAAAAUUUUAUAACGCAAAGUAAUGAAGUGAUUGUUGGCCCUUUCGUACUGGAUUGCAUACUUGAAUGUAGAGGAUAA
Plasmodium gonderi is the source of this 3036-nucleotide messenger RNA. RefSeq lists its product as hypothetical. The transcript is spliced from 3 exons. NCBI's taxonomy places the organism in Eukaryota, Apicomplexa, Aconoidasida, Haemosporida, Plasmodiidae. The coding region runs from base 1 to 3036 and encodes 1011 amino acids. The record is from RefSeq and is a predicted model, not a curated record.